Molecule: messenger RNA, 2175 nt
Organism: Carassius auratus (goldfish)
Lineage: Eukaryota; Metazoa; Chordata; Actinopteri; Cypriniformes; Cyprinidae
Product: polymeric immunoglobulin receptor-like
Exons: 6
Coding region: 213-2147 (644 amino acids)
Cellular component (GO): plasma membrane
Molecular function (GO): transmembrane signaling receptor activity
Source: RefSeq, a predicted model, not a curated record
UCAGUAUCAGACAGUGUAACUCCACCAGGUGUCGCUCUUUCAGUGUGAUUAAUGUGAUAUUCAGUCAGUGCUGAUGGUGGGAGGAGCCAGUAAAGCUGCUCAUUACUGAUAAAGAGCUGAAUAAAGAGGAAGUAACUAAAGCAGACAGAUGUAGAGACAGAGAGAUUCACACAGAGAUCAUUCAGCAGAAAGAAGACUGAACUCAACUCACAAUGAAGAUCCUCCUCAUCUUCCUCACUUUCUACCUGAUCUCAGCUGCAGUGAGAUGCUUUAGCGUCACGGGAUAUUCUGGAGGAAGUGUACUGGUGGAUUCUGGGAGGACUUCAACCAGUAAAUCUCAAUAUCUGCAAAAACAAAUCAACAGAGGGUGGAAUACAAUGAUAAACAAUAGUGAAGAACAUCACCAGAUUACUAAAGGAAGAUUUAUUCUGUAUCUCAACAAAAACAAACGCAUCAUGCUUUUCAUUAGAGAACUAAAUGCACAGGACUCUGGAAGAUACAGGAUUGGGAUUUCAGGUUCAGAGGGUGUUGAAAUAAAUUUGCAUGUGUUAGUUGAUUCAUGCUGUAGUGUGACAAAAAGACUGGAGGUGAAUCAUGGACUAACUGCAACCUUCAACUGUGAAUAUUCAAAGAAUCAUAUUAAUUAUUAUAAGAUCAUCUUCAAAGAAAAUAAAUACUCCAUUGAUGAGAUGAUAAACACCGCAUAUAGAAAGAAUGUAAGGUUCAGUUUGACUGAUAAAACAGAUCAACGACUCAUGACUGUGGUUAUUUCUCCUGUGAGACCGGAUGAUGGAGGAGUUUAUUUAUGUGGAGUGGAGAUCAAUAGAUACUCAUACAGUUACUCCAUUAUUAAUACUGUUCAUCUACAUCUGAAUCAUAAAGUGUGUGUGUCUAGAGUGAGCGGCUCCUCAGGAGGACGUUUGAUGAUCAAGUGUGAACAUCCUCAAUACAAAACCAACCCAAAAUACAUCUGUAAAGAAUCAGACGGAUGUUCAGAGAGGAAGAAUCCAGGAGUUCAGGGUGAAUGGAUGGAGAAUGGAGAUGUUUCUUUAUAUGACGACACCAGAGCAGGAGUCUUGAUGGUGUUUUUUAGAGAGCUGAAAGCUGCAGAUGAAGGAACAUACAGGUGUGGAGUGAAAGUAUCUGACUAUACUGAGAGCUUCACUGAGAUACAGCUGAGCGUCAGACACGAUGAAAACUUUCCAAAGCAUGUGACUGAAUCUGUGUAUCUUGGUGGAGAAGUCAACAUCACCUGUCAGAUCCCAGAGCAAAAUAAAGUUCAUUUCUGCAAAGAGGAUGAUAAUCACAUCUGCCAAAGCAUCGUCUCAUCUAAAGUGACAGAAAUGAGUGUUUCAUCAGAGAGAAAUGAAGAGAGAGUUGUUACAGUGAGCAUCAGUAAUGUGAGUGUGAGAGAUGCUGGAGUUUACUGGUGUGGAGCAGAAACCAGAGACACAGAUCUGACUUUCAUCUCCCUGAACACUCAAAUUCAGCUCAACCUCAUCAUGCCUCCAGUAGUGAGAGAUGAAGGAGAAUCAGCUGAGAUCAUCUGUCCUUAUGAUUCAAUCUAUAAAUCAAAGCCAAAGUCUCUCUGUAAGGGGAAGUGCUCCACUAGAGACAGAAAUCCUCUCAGUGAGACUGUGAGAGAAGAGAAAGAGACCAAGACUGGCAGAUUGACUCUGAAUGAUGACGUCACUGCAGGGGUCUUCACUGGGACCAUCACUGGACUGACAGCAGAGGAUGCUGGGAAAUACUGGUGUGCAGUGACAUUAGAAACAGAGCUCAAUUAUCUUUACACUCAUCUGAUCGUCAUCAUGAACGAGGAGCUGAACUUGACUAAGUAUGAAGGAGACGACGUGUCAAUCCAGUGCAAACAUCAUGAUGAAGAUCAGAAACGCUUCUGCAAAGCACAUGAAGCCUCCAUGUGUGUGAAGGAUGGAGUUUCAUUGGAGACGAUCAGAGAUGAUCGAUUCUCUUUCAGUGAUGAAGCAUCUACUGGAGUCUUUACUGUGAACAUCACUGAUCUGAGAGAAGAGGAUUCUGGGACAUACUGGUGUGGUGCUCACGUCAUCACUAAAGUGCUUUUAAAUGUCAGCAAGGAUAAGGAUAGAAGUAAGAUAACUUUGUUUUAUUUGCUAUUUGAAAUUUGAACACUUACUGAUCUUCCCGUGUGACACU